Molecule: messenger RNA, 1840 nt
Organism: Cokeromyces recurvatus
Lineage: Eukaryota; Fungi; Mucoromycota; Mucoromycetes; Mucorales; Mucoraceae
Product: alkaline-phosphatase-like protein
Exons: 5
Coding region: 54-1613 (519 amino acids)
Biological process (GO): nucleoside triphosphate metabolic process
Molecular function (GO): nucleoside triphosphate diphosphatase activity; ribonucleoside triphosphate phosphatase activity
Source: RefSeq, a predicted model, not a curated record
UUUUUUUUUAUUUUUUUAUUUUAUUUUAUUUUUUUUUUAAUGUCUGUUAAAGUAUGUCUGGAUCUAUACCCGCGAUUACACCUCAUUUAGAUUUUUCUUUACGAACACGAAAAAGCAACCAAGAUAUACAAAAGUUGUAUGGCAGCAGGGAGGAUAUUGAUUCCAACAACGAUAGUUAUGAACAAAACUUAUUAUUAGCCGAUAGUGAAGUGAUCGAAAUUGGGACAUUAAAUGAUGGAAAAUACCUGAAGCCGAAUAGAAAACAACUCCCAAAUUGGCUCCAAUUCUUAAUUACAUAUCGUAGUCGCAUUUAUACUUUCUUGAUAGGAUGUUUGUUUUUAGGCAUGCUCUUACUUGUUACUGACUCUAAUUUUUUUAAAAGACAAAGUCCCUCAACUUAUUAUUUUAAUGGUACAACUUAUUUCGAUAAAACUGUCAUCUACAUUUCGCUCGAUGGAUUUAGAAAUGAUUAUUUAGAAAGAAAAGUAACUCCCAAUAUAGAAAAGAUAGCUGAACAAGGUAUUCGGGCAGAGUAUAUGAUGCCCUCAUUUCCAUCUAUUACUUUUCCAAAUCAUUGGACUUUAGUUACGGGGCUAUAUCCUGAAUCACAUGGUAUUGUUGCUAAUGAAUUUUUUGAUCCAGUUUAUAAUGAGGAAUUUAUACAUAAGAAUGCAACCAUCAGUGGCGAUCCUAAAUGGUGGGGUGGUGAACCUAUCUGGCGAACCGUACAACGUCAUAAACAGAAGUCAGCCGUGAUAAUGUGGCCUGGGUCGAAUGUAGAGCCAACGGCAGAUUACUAUAUACCCUAUUCAAGAGAAGUUUCAGCAAUAUCCAAAAUGGAUAUGGUAUUCCAAUGGUUAGAUUUGCCCCUGAAUGAACGACCUCAACUAAUUUCGAUUUAUAUACCGCAAGUAGACCAAAAGGGACAUGGAGGAGGGCCUGAUGGAAAACAGUUGAACGCUGUAUUGUCGGAUAUGGAUAAUGCUAUUGGAUAUUUGAUGCAAGGGCUACAAGAACGAAAUUUAGAUAAUCAUGUUCAUGUUGUUAUUGUUAGUGAUCAUGGUAUGGCUGCUUCACAUAAGACACGAUUGAUCUUUUAUGACGAAAUCCUGUCAGCUCAAACUGAAUCCUAUUUAAGUAAAAGAGAAGCUUGGCCACUCUUGGGACUAAGACCCAAAUCCGAUAGCCCACUAGAUGCAGUUGACCAAAUAUAUAAUGAUAUUCAAAAAUACAUGGCUCGUACACCUGAUCCACACUUUCAAGUUUAUAAACGAAAUGAGAUACCAGAGCGAUUUCAUUAUCAUGUUACAGAACGUAUUGCACCUAUUUUACUUGUUCCGGAUGUAGGUUAUUCAAUCAUUCGUAGUACGGAUUUCAAUGUUAGUUUAGAUAAGGAUUAUAGACCUAGAGGCAUUCAUGGAUAUGAUAAUUUAGCACCCGAGAUGAGAGCUAUUUUUGUAGCUAAGGGGCCUAAAAUCAGUCAAAAGUAUAAUAAGGGAACUAUCCUAAAUGCAUUUUACAAUGUGGAAAUAUAUCAAUUUUUAACAACGUUACUUGAUAUGAGUCCAGCAGUCAAUAAUGCAACAUUAGAAGGACUAUUGGGUGCGACAUAAAAGAUAGAAAAUAAACAAAUAUACAAACAUAUAAAAUAUAUAUAAAAUGAUGCGCUUAUGUAAGGGUUAUAGACUUGUAGACUUGUACAAUCAAUAUAAACUAUAUCUAAAGCCUUGUUGUAGUAUAUAUUGAAUGUUACACAUACAAUGUUAAGUGUAUAAAUUCUUCUCCAAUAAUAAUAAUAAAAACACCACUUUCUUCUCCCCUCCUUUUUUUUUAUUUUUCU